Molecule: messenger RNA, 1792 nt
Organism: Eurytemora carolleeae
Lineage: Eukaryota; Metazoa; Arthropoda; Copepoda; Calanoida; Temoridae
Exons: 3
Coding region: 266-1777 (503 amino acids)
Source: RefSeq, a predicted model, not a curated record
UUCUACAUCGCUUUCACACAAUGAUAUUUCAUCAAAAUAGACUCGUGAUGAGGCGAGGUCGGAGAAAGAAAGUUAAAGAAGUGAAUUACGUAAACUGAACUAAUCCUUGCCUUCAUUAAGAAGUUUUCAAGUUACGCUGAAUCAUCGAUUUUAAAACUCUCAGUACUCAGUUUUCAGGAGUUCGGUCAUCAAAAUAUUAAAAAUAAUGAAAAUUCUUGUGAUCAAAUAAUUUCAGUGAAACUAAGGAACAUCAGUGGUUUAAGAUAUGAGCGGCCUUACGGAAAUGGAUGGAUCCAAGGAAAUGAGUAGCUCCGAAGAAAUGUGUUGUUGCAAGGAAAUGAGUGGCUCCAAGGAAAUGAGUAGCUCCGCAGAAAUGAGCGGCUCCAAGGAAAUGAGUGGCUCCAAGGAAACGCUUUGCUCUGCAGCAAUGAGUGGCUCCAAGGAAAUGAGUGGCUGCAAGGAAAUGAGUGGCUGGAAGGAAAUGAGUAGCUCCAAGGAAGUGAGUGGCUCCAAGGAAAUGAGCAGCUCCAAGGAUAUGAGUGGCUCCACGGAAAUGAGUGGCUCCAAGGAAAUGAGUGAAAAAGGAACCAAAGAAAUGAGUGAAAAUGAGGAAGAAGGUUCAGGGUUUGCAGAACAAUGUUUCUACGCUAGUUUCAAGAUCUAUCUGAGUCCUCCUGAACCCCUCGAGGGGGAUAAUAAUUCAGGAUCUAUUCUGUCCCAGGAAGUUAUCAGGGUUGAGAAAACUAUGGAGAUAUCUGAAUCAAGUGAGGAUGAGGAUGAACCUACUCUAAGCCUAUCAACAGUAGAACUAGGAGCAGAAGAGAAGAAUAUGGAUCUAUUAGUUUAUAAUCAGGAUCAGGAUGAAGAACUCAAUGAAUCCAAUCGAAGGAGAAGUACCAGUGAAUCCUCUAUGAUUGGAAUUGAAAGAUCAAGAAGUUCGAAAAGGUUGGGUGGAGGAAGGGGGUUUGAAGUUACUCAAAGCGUGGAUAGAAGUACAAGGGAGAGAAGUCCUGUGUUUUUCCUUGAACCUGAUGAUUGGAUACGAACCCAGGGUUCUAGUCCCUUUCCUUGUAGUUCCAGCAAACUCCUGGAUUCUCUGAGCUCCAACCUAGACGUUUUCUCCGAGUCCGAAGAAAACUUGAAUGCGGAGUUAACAAAUAUCUCUUCAACCUGGACUAAAUCAGAUAUAAAAUUCCAAAGAUCCCAAAGUGAAACUCCGUCCUCUAUGCUCCGGGAUCCCGGGAUUAGAUCCAGGUCUAGUACUCCAGCAGGGUUCUACUACCCGGAGCAAACUAGGAGAGGAACGGAGGAAGAGAGGCAGAGGAAAAUUGUAAUUCCAAUCCUAUCCUAUAGGAAUGCCUUGAUGGCUGAGACCGUUAACAGUUGUGAAAGUCUUAACAGUUUGAGCGGUAGUCGAAGAUCUUUGGACGUGGAUUCUCUUUCUCAUAUACGCGGCAUUCCGUACCAGCGCACGCUUUCACUCAGGUAUAUGCUGCAUUUCGUACCAGCUGAAGGUUUCACUCAGGUAAACGCGGCAUUCCAUACCAGCACACGCUUUCACUCAGGUAUACGCGGCAUUCCGUACCAGCGCACGCUUUCACUCAGGUAUACGCGGUACUCCUUACCAGCGCAUGCUUUCACUCAGGUAUAUGUAGCAUUCCUUGCAAGCACACGCUUUUACUCAUAUAUACGCGGCAUUACUUCCAUAGUUCAUAUUUUCACUCAGGUAUUCGUGGUAAAUUCUGUUCAGCAUACACUUACUCACGCAUUCACUUAGGCAUACGCGGCAUUC